Messenger RNA from Sipha flava (yellow sugarcane aphid), 640 nucleotides. RefSeq lists its product as uncharacterized. The transcript has 2 exons. The record is from RefSeq and is a predicted model, not a curated record. The coding region runs from base 1 to 312 and encodes 103 amino acids. NCBI's taxonomy places the organism in Eukaryota, Metazoa, Arthropoda, Insecta, Hemiptera, Aphididae.
AUGCAACGGUUAUCUUUGGUCGUACAAGACGGGCUUGUUGACCAUCGAAUCGCAUCCAUUAACACGUCCGACCACGUUUCGUGCAAUCAGUCCCUCUGUGGUUGUGAAGCAUCGGAAUCAUUACCAGUUGAAGAGAAGACCAGAGUGUCUUUCAUCCUGCAGGACUCGUCGACAACGUUUUCACAGGCGUAUCGAGUAGUACAAUUGGUAACUGGACAUCAGUCGACUCACCGUCAUUGCAGACACAGGUGCGAGUCUAUCACCCGGAGACCAAAGUGGUCACGAAAAAUCUUAACAAGUUUACAAGUUUAAAGAGGCUGUGAAAAAUUUCGUGCCCACGGUUAGAUGGGUUAUGCGUUGAUGGCGAAAAAUCAGUUGUCAAACUGUUUGAAGUUCAUACAAAACCCGUGCUAAGACAGCUUGGAGAACAUCAAAAUGAAUAAAUGUCAACAACUCAAAAAUAAUUACAUAAGGGCCCAUUACUACAGCUGUAAAAGCUAACCGUAUAGCUCUAUGAGUAUGCAAAUAUCUCACAAAGAAAAAUAUUGCACUCAGACUAGUGACACGAUUUACAGUUACACAAUUACACAAUGAUGUUGGAUUUUCAGAUUAAAAAUCAGAAUCUUGAUAUUAUACAAAU